Messenger RNA from Macrobrachium nipponense, 2224 nucleotides. RefSeq lists its product as uncharacterized. Gene Ontology annotation, biological process: non-canonical Wnt signaling pathway; canonical Wnt signaling pathway. The record is from RefSeq and is a predicted model, not a curated record. The transcript is spliced from 2 exons. Lineage: Eukaryota; Metazoa; Arthropoda; Malacostraca; Decapoda; Palaemonidae. Gene Ontology annotation, molecular function: Wnt receptor activity; Wnt-protein binding. Gene Ontology annotation, cellular component: plasma membrane. Bases 119 to 2224 code for a protein of 701 amino acids.
AGCCAAGGCUAGUAUCCAUCUUAUCCCAGUUCGGUACACUUGUCUCGAAAGAGUUCUGCAAUUAACAAAUAAUAGAUAUAACCUGCUCAGACUAGAAGCGGUCAUCACUUGUUCAAAUAUGAGGUUAAAGUUUGGACUUGGUAUAACCUUUGCGGUAGUAUCAAUUGUUGCUUCUCAGAGAGUGGCUGGCAGCUCAUGUCAGAAUCUCACCAGAGCAGAAUGCAAGGGCCUUGGUUAUAGUGAAACAGUUUUGCCCAACAUAUUCCAGCACAGAAUGCAAGAAGAAGCAAUAACUGCGAUGAAUAUAUUUUCACCACUCAUAGAACACCAGUGUUCACCAGAUGCAAGAUUCUUUUUCUGCAGUUUGUAUGUUCCUCAGUGCUCCGUAAGGGGGAUGAUAGUGUUGCCAUGUCGUAGUCUAUGUGAAACUGUGAAAUCAGACUGUCAGGGAAUCAUGACCCAGCACAGCCUAUCUUGGACAAGGAAUUUCACCUGUGAAAUGCUUCCCACAGAUUCCAGAGUCUGCGGAAGGUCUGGUGUCGGUUCGCAUGUCCAAGUGUCAUCAACUGGUUCCUCUGCUAUGUUCCCAGAACGGCAGAAAGAUGCAGUUUUACCCAGAAAACAUGAGAAUCUUGAUACCCAUUUUGGACUCCGUCAUUUACCUAGACCUCGUGGAAUACUGCAUGGAUAUGAAAGUGGAGUGUCCUUGCCAUCAGCUGGAGGGCUUUGUGAACCUAUAAGUGUACCGCUUUGUGAAGACCUUCCUUAUAACACAACAACGAUGCCCAAUUUUUUUAAUCACUCGACACAAAGUGAAGCUUCUGCAGACAUUAGACAGUAUAAGCAUCUAACAACGUUGGAAUGUUCCCCCGAUUUUAGAUUGUUUUUGUGUUCUUUGUAUUUUCCUAAGUGUCCAGAGAGUGGUACUAUUCAUUUACUUCCUUGCCGCGAUAUUUGCUUAGCAGUAAGAGACAGCUGUGGCGCUAUUAUGUCUAUUUUUGGUUUCAAGUGGCCAGACUGCUAUCAGUUACCUCUCCCAUCUCAUGGAGAACAGUGUAUCUCGAAAUUGAGUGAAAGGGACGUGGUUAUUUCUCCAUCAGCUUCAGUAAGAACAGAGAUAUCAUCAUCUUUAAAAACUGAUUCACAUGGAAAAUGUAAGAUGAUUACAAUACCUCUCUGUAAAGAUCUCCCAUAUAAAACCGUUUUGAACAAUACUAGCCAAGAGAUAGCAGAAAUGAAAGUUCACAUGGAUUUUCCUCUAUUAAAAAUGAACUUCUCAUUUGAACUUCAACUUUUUAUAUGCUCAGUUUAUAUUCCAGUCUGCACACGUGAAGAGUUACAUUACCCACCUUGCCAAAGCCUGUGUUACUUAGCUAAACGUACUUUUGAUGAAUAUAUAGGUAGUAAUAAUUCAUCUUGGCCAGACUCUUUACAAUGUAAUAGGUUUCCCAAAAUAUCCCCAGAUAUUCCUUGUGUUUUGGAUAGGACAGACAAUGACGUAAUAAUUUCUCCGGUGACUUCGAAAGGCUCAAAAGGAGACUGUCAGCCUAUUGUAGUACCACUCUGUCGAGAUCUCCCAUACAAUACCAGUUUCCCAAAUAUCUUCAAUCAUGAUGGUCAAGAAGAAGCAGGGCUGGAAAUUCACCAGUUUUAUCCAUUAAUAGAAAUACAAUGCUCUCUAGAUCUGCAGUUAUUUUUAUGCUCUGUAUAUGUUCCUGUUUGUAUAGAAAAGGAAGAACCAAUUCUUCCAUGCAGAAGUCUUUGUGAGUCGGCAAGACAUGGGUGUGAGGAACUCAUGGACAGAUUUGGUUUCUAUUGGCCAGAGUCUUUGGAAUGUGAUAGAUUUCCUGAACCUUCUUUUGAGCAGUCUUGUGUUUCACGAGUAACCGAAAGUGAAGUAAUCAUUUCUCCUUCACCUCCAUCAAUCAAUAUUCAACUUCCUGUGACUGGAAUUAGUUCAGUAAGAGAAUGUGAGCCUAUAUCAGUGCCACUCUGUCGAGAUCUCCCAUACAAUACCAGUUUCCCAAAUAUCUUCAAUCAUGAUAGUCAAGAAGAAGCAGGGCUGGAAAUCCACCAGUUUUUUCCUUUGAUAAAAGUACAUUGCUCUCUAGAUCUGCAGUUAUUUUUAUGCUCUGUAUAUGUUCCUGUUGUACAGAAAGGAAGAACCAAUUUCUUCCAUGCAGAAGUCUUUGUGAGUCAUCUAGACAUGGGUGAGGACUCAUGA